CCUGUUAGUCUCUGUCUCUGUGGACAUGUCUGUGCCGGGGACAGUGGUCAGGGACGGGCUGUUGGAGAAGCGCAGCAGCGGCCUCCUCCAGCUGUGGAAGAAGAAGCGCUGUGUGCUCACGGAGGAGGGCCUGCGCCUUCGCAGCUGCAGAGGAGGAGGAGGAGGAGGAGGAGGUGAUGCUCCGAGCUCGGCGUGGAGCUCCAAGGCCAAGGAGCUCCUCUUCGAGCGCAUGGACACGGUGGACUGCGUGGAGUACAAGCGGGGGCUCGUGUACUUCACCGUGGUCAUGGCGACGGGCCAGGAAAUCGACUUCCGGUGUCCGCAGGACGGCACGCCGUGGAACGCGGAGAUCGCGCUGGCUCUCGUGCGCUUCAAGAACCUGCAGGCGCUGCAGGCGAGCAGGAAGAGGCACCUGCACGCGGCACAUCUGGGCAGCACCGGGGAGGACGAGGAGCUCUAAGUUUUCGUCUCCGAGCCAGUCGGAGGUGAAGGGGCUUGUUUCUGUGCUGCACAGCUUCGCAGGAACACCCGUCAGUGAAUACGGAUCACAAGACUGACGACAGUAAAUAACAGGCAUUCUUUUGUCUCCCUUUACGACAUCACACAUGUCAAAUGAAGAAGAGGAAUCUACUUUAAAUGGACUGCAUUUUUUUUCAUCGCCGCCAAAGGUCAUCGUGGAGACUCCGUCAAGCAAAAUGGACUUUUUUUUUUUGUUAGAAACUGCUGCGCUUUAAAACACAUGAUCCUCCGUGCCUUGUCGUUUCACAAACAUCCCACUUA
Messenger RNA from Nematolebias whitei (Rio pearlfish), 780 nucleotides. RefSeq names its product pleckstrin homology-like domain, family A, member 3 (gene phlda3). The record is from RefSeq and is a predicted model, not a curated record. The coding region runs from base 26 to 460 and encodes 144 amino acids. Gene Ontology annotation, biological process: positive regulation of apoptotic process. NCBI's taxonomy places the organism in Eukaryota, Metazoa, Chordata, Actinopteri, Cyprinodontiformes, Rivulidae. Gene Ontology annotation, molecular function: phosphatidylinositol phosphate binding. The transcript has 2 exons.